GAGAGUGGAGGAGGAGAGAGAAAAUUCGAAGGCCAGAAAAAAGAGGGGAGAGAAACGAACCAGAGGAAGAGAUGGAGAGACAACAAGAUUAACAAUAGAUAAGGAGGUGGUAGCCAAGAAUUUCCACAGAUAAAACCCUAAUUACCCCCCACCUACCAUCUCCUACGAUCUCCCGAUUUUUUUUUCCCCAAAUCCCUCCUUCAUUGAAGGCGAUGCGACGAGGAAAAGCAACAGCGACGGCGACGGUAAAAGCGAUCGGAUCAGGAUCUGUGAGAAACCCAGAAAAAGAGCAACGAUUUCGCGGCGUACGGAAGCGGCCAUGGGGUCGAUUCGCCGCCGAGAUUAGAGACCCGUUGAAGAAGACCCGAGUAUGGCUUGGAACCUUCGAUUCCGCCGAGGACGCUGCUCGAGCCUACGACGCCGCCGCACUGUCACUCCGCGGCCCCAAAACAAAAACCAAUUUCCCAUCAUUGCCGAUUGCAAUUCAAGAAAACCCCAAUGUUGAGAACAAUCAACACAGAGAUCAACAUCGUUUUCAAAUGUUUGAACAGUUUCGUCAUUCACGCCAUACGUCGAGCAGUUUGAGUUCGACCCUGGAGUCGUCUAGUGGGCCAAGACCCUCGAAUCCACCACCGCCCCGGAUAAGAAUCGAACGCCGGUUAAAGCCACCAGUGCCGCCGGAUGAUUGCCACAGCGAUUGUGACUCAUCGUCAUCGGUGAUUGACGAUUUGGCUGCAGAUCAGACGUCGUCGUUUCACAAGCCUUUACCCUUUGAUCUGAACCAGCCUCCGCCUUUGGAUGAGAUUGACGGUGCUGAAGCUGAUGAUUUCCACGCCACUGCUCUAUGCCUAUGAUUCUUGGUGAUCAUGACCACGGUGAUUUUGAAAGAUUUCGGUUUUUUUUUUUUCCUUUGAUUUGCUUUUAUUUUUCGUUUUCUUGAAUCGAAAAUUACGAAGGGAAAAUUCUAUCAUUGGCUGAUGAGAAACUGGUUCCUUUUUUUUUGUUCUUUGUUAGAUUCAAUGUAGAUGGGUGUACAAGUCCUUAUGCCAUAUGGGUUUGCUUCAACUUUAUGGGCUUAUGAAACAACAAUAUUGUCUGUUUUGUUGAAGUUUAGAUCCUAUUACAGAGGAUUGUAAGUGUGCCACAAAAUAUUGUAUCUGAUCUUGAGUUUUCUCUCUCUUGAUCUGAUCUUGAGUGAGUUUUCUCUCUCUUGAUCUAUUCUUCUUACCCAUUUUCUGUGCUUUUCCUUCUGUUUCUGUGUACAGAAAAGAAUGAAAAAGAUUUGAUUAAUGAUGAAAGAUCCAUUGUUUUGAAU
Ilex paraguariensis (yerba mate) is the source of this 1315-nucleotide messenger RNA. NCBI's taxonomy places the organism in Eukaryota, Viridiplantae, Streptophyta, Magnoliopsida, Aquifoliales, Aquifoliaceae. The record is from the annotation of a GenBank genome assembly.